CCCGGGCGCGUGCCCGGACCUGCCCAACGGGGGAGCGUUCCAUCCCCCCCCCGCCCGCGCGCUCCUCCCGCUACGUCACUCGAGGAAGACGAAGGAAGCCGCCAUGUCGGACGCGGCAGAUUCGCCAUAACCUUUUCGCCGCCGCGGCCUGUACGCCGCCGUUUUAAUAAUAAUAACAGCUUAAUAAUGCGCGCCCGCGUAUAGAUACGUAUUUAUUUAUUUUAAACAAAAUAUUAGCGCCCCUCGAAUUUGAGCGCAGGGUAUGGCGGCGGCGGCGCUUUUCCUGAGGGGACGAAAGUGCUAGUUCUUCCCCUCUUUUUUAAUUCUACGGUUUUUAUUACCACCCCUCGCCCUCCUCAUAUCCGGCCAUGGAAGCUCCGUCGGCAGGAAACAGAUCCAUCUUUAUGUGCAAGCUCUGUAACUUAUUUUCCCCGAACCAGUCACAACUGCUGUCUCAUGUCUCCGAGAAGCAUUCCGAAGAAGGGAUUAAGGUGGAUGACAUCGUUAUUCCUCUCAGACCUCUUACGACGCCAGCAAAUCUAAAUAAAAACGGAGAAGAGCUUCUCGUAGUGAAGAGGAAAAGAGGCAGGCCGAAAGGAUCGACCAAGAAAUUUUACGCUGAUGAAGAACUGGCAGAAAGCAGCAACUGCGCUCCAAGCGAGGCUGCUCCAGUGGGACCCGAGGAAGGAGGGGAGUUGGCGGAAGUUCCGCCAGGCAACCUGGAAUGCCGGAAGUGCAACCGGAAAUUCUCCAAUUCCCGGCAGCUACGGAAGCAUAUCUGCAUUAUCGUCAAACCCGAAGAUUUGGAGGAGGAAGGUGAUGCAGGUAAUGAUUCUGACGUUGACCUUGACAGGAGGGAAGAUGAGCGAGAACGAACACCAAAGAGGCAACGGCUUCAGAGAACCGAGAAGAGCCUUUCAGCGAAGGACGCAGACCAGCUCUCGGGAGCUAAGAAUCCUAUUAUAAGUGUAGUUCUGACAGCCCACGAAGCAAUUCCAGGAGCUACAAUAAUAGUUCCAGUCGAGGCUGCUGCUACUCCUGAAACGGAACAGCCAGCAAACCCAGAGACAGUACCGCCAGACUCCUCUCAGCGAAGGGGCUACCAGGAAUAUGCCAUUCAGCAAACCCCUUACGAGCAACCGAUGAAAUCAAGCAGGUUGGGCGCAACCCAGCUGAAGAUCUUCACCUGCGAAUACUGCAACAAGGUGUUCAAGUUCAAGCACUCGCUCCAGGCCCACCUGAGGAUCCACACCAACGAGAAGCCUUACAAGUGCUCGUUCUGCAGCUACGCCAGCGCCAUCAAGGCCAACCUGAACGUCCACCUGCGGAAGCACACGGGGGAGAAGUUCGGCUGCGACUACUGCCCCUUCACCUGCCUGAGCAAAGGCCACCUCAAGGUGCAUGUGGAGAGAGUCCACAAGAAGAUCAAGCAGCACUGCCGCUUCUGCAAGAAGAAGUACUCGGACGUCAAGAACCUGAUCAAGCAUAUCAAGGAAGCGCACGACUUGCAAGACAAGAAAGUGAAGGACGUCUUUGACGAGCUCCGGCUGAUGACCCGCGAAGGGAAGAGGCAGCUGCUGUACGACUGCCACAUCUGCGAGCGCAAGUUCAAGAACGAGCUGGACCGCGACAGGCACAUGGUGGUCCACGGGGACGAGAGACCCUUCGCCUGCGAGCUGUGUGGCCACGGAGCCACCAAGUACCAAGCGCUCGAGCUUCACGUCCGAAAGCACCCGUUCGUCUACGUCUGCAGCGAGUGUUCGAAGAAGUUCGUCAGCUCCAUCAGGCUCCGCUCACACAUCAAGGAAGCGCAUCGGGACUUGCAGGAGGCUUCCGUUUUUAACAGCUCCAUCAACCAGAGCUUUUGCCUCCUGGAACCAGGAGGGGACAUUCAGCAAGAAGCCCUUGGGGAGGAGUUGUCGCAGACCGCGGCUGAGCUCUCGCUUUUAAACUCGAAGGAGCUGUGUAUAUCGAAGAAGUCGGGCGAAUCGAGUGCGGCAGAAGGAAGCCAGGAUGAGGACCCCGGUGGCAAUUUGGAAACUUUCCCUGCUCCUCCUGUAGAAUCUGAUAGCUCUCCAGUUGCAAGUGGAACAGAUUCACAGUGCCAGCCUGCGGCAGAAUUAGCCUUGCCAGAUGUGUACCCAAUUAGCGCUUCGGAUGACCUUCUACAGAAAAGUGCUCCUUUGGCUUUGGAUGAAGCGAAGACCCUCCCUGGAAAGGACUUGUCUCCUGACCCUUCAUUAAAUUCGAAAGGCGAACUAAUGCAGAUUUCUGGAGAUGGGAGCCCCAGUAUAAACCAGAACGAGCAAGUUCUGCAGUGUGCUCCUGUCCCUGAAGAAGAGGGCCAAACCCUCUGUCUAGGUGCUCAGGAAGCUGACAAGUCAGCUGCUGAAAAAGCAGACUCCCCCACGCCAAUGUCCCACCCGGAAUCCAACACCGCCAUCAGCGAGAAUUCAGAUUCUUGCACAUUGCCUUCAGAGAAUCGGACCGGAGCUGCGGCCUUUAUGCAGAUUUUGGAUAGUUUGCAAAAACGGCAGAUGAACACCGCCUUGUGCGAGAAGAUCAGGAAAGUCUACGGAGACUGGGAGUGCGAAUACUGUGGCAAGUUGUUUUGGUACCAGGUGCAUUACGACAUGCACGUCCGCACUCACACGCGAGAGCACCUCUACUACUGCUCUCAGUGCAGCUACUCAUCCAUCACCAAAAACUGCCUUAAACGACACGUCAUCCAGAAGCACAGUAACAUUUUGCUGAAAUGUCCCACAGAAGACUGCGAUUAUUCCACCCCAGAUAAAUACAAACUCCAGGCCCAUCUGAAAGUGCACACGGAGUUGGACAAAAAGAGUUAUUCCUGCCCUGUGUGCGAGAAAUCUUUUACGGAAGACCGACUUAUAAAAUCGCACAUAAAGACAAACCACCCAGAGGUUUCCAUGAACACCAUCUCCGAGAUUGUUGGCAGGAGAGUUCAGCUGAAAGGGCUGAUAGGAAAGCGAGCCGUGAAAUGCCCCUAUUGCAAUUUUUACUUCAUGAAGAAUGGAUCAGACCUUCAGCGUCACAUCUGGGCCCAUCAAGGCAUCAAGCCAUUCAAAUGCUCCCUGUGCGAAUAUGCCACUCGCAGCAAGAGCAACCUGAAAGCUCACAUGAACCGCCACAGCACUGAGAAGACCCACCUGUGCGAUAUGUGCGGGAAGAAGUUCAAAUCCAAAGGCACCCUGAAGAGCCACAAGCUCCUCCACACCGCCGAUGGGAAACAGUUCAAGUGCACAGUGUGCGAUUAUACUGCCGCACAAAAGCCACAGCUGCUGAGGCACAUGGAGCAGCAUGCUUCGUUCAAGCCUUUCCGGUGUGCACACUGCCAUUAUUCCUGCAACAUAUCUGGUUCUCUGAAGAGACAUUAUAACAGGAAGCAUCCCAACGAAGAGUAUGUUAAUGCUGGCUCUGGAGAGCUUGCCGCCGAAACCCUUCUCCAGCAAGGUGGCAUUAAGUGUCCAGUUUGCAACUUCGUGUAUGGUACAAAGUGGGAAUUCAACCGACACCUCAAGAACAAACAUAGACUCAGAUUGGUCGAGUAUGAUGGGGAGACAAAGUGGGAGACCAAAGCAGAAAUUCCUGAAGAAACGCAGUAUCUCCAUAUCACGGAAGCUGAAGAUAUGCAAGGAACUCAGGCCGCAGUUGCUGCUCUACAGGACCUGCGAUAUACCUCGGAGAAUGGGGGACGACUUGACCCCACGGCUGUGAACAUCCUGCAACAGAUCAUAGAGCUGGGCUCAGAGCCCCACGACGCAGCUGCUGUCGCCUCUGUCGUUGCCAUGGCCCCAGGAACUGUUACUGUCGUGAAACAGGUGACAGAAGAGGAGCAGUCAGCCAACCACACGGUGAUGAUUCAGGAAACACUGCAGCAAGCUUCCGUCGAGCUGGGCGAGCAGCACCAUUUGGUCGUCUCCUCUGACGAGGUGGAAGGGAUCGGGACAGUGACAGUCUACACCCAGGGGGGAGAGGCCUCUGAACUUAUAGUGUAUGUGCAAGACAUGCAGUCUGUGGAGGAGCAGGUGGAAGAGCAGGAGGAGCCUGGACAGAAAAUCUAGAUAAAAUUCCCAAGGGAGACCAGCCUUCUGGUACCGCCCAACUGCUGCAUGCUUUGUUUUCCAAUGUAUAUUUAAUGUUGGGCAAGAACAGAACCUCCCACAGCUGCUACUCUAUCAUAUCUUUAGUCUUUGGCAGAUGGCGCACGUGGUUGUUGACUGGACUGGUGGCUUCUUCUUUUUGCCAGGAAACGUUUUGGUACGUACUGAGCCAUGCGCAACUUCCUUUCACAUGGCGCUACUCCCCUGCUCGUAAGGAACGCCUGAAGUCGCAGCAAGCAGAUCCAUGCAGAUGGAUGGUCAUGACCACUACCUUCUGGGAUAAAAGAUACUUUUCCUAGAGCAAGAGGUGAACCAAAAAAGAAAGCUAGAGGAGGCAAUGGCAGUGGACAGCACUUGAUAAACGCUAAAAUGCGUGUGUGUUAUGCACUUUAAGAAGACUGUAGAUGGAAAAGGACAAUUUUAGCAAUCGCCCGGAAAGUUCAGAUUUUAAGACUUGCCAAGCAACAGGCCCUGCAGCGAAGCUGUUCAGAAGAACAGGCUCCAUUGGGUUGGGUUCACUCGACAUGCAGAAAAUGUGGUGGUGUGAAUCAGAUCCAGCUGUUCUUCAGUGCCGCUUCCUAAACGGUUUUUCUAAAUGGUGUUCAGCAUUUUAACCUCCCCAAAGACAGCUUUCCUUCCUUUUGUCACUGUGAAUUGUUGAAGACCCGAGAUCAUUACCCGAAGAAAUGUGUUCUCUUUUAUCUUGUAUCUUUUAAUCUUUUAAACCGGGACUCUGUGCCAGUGAGCAUGCCACGUUUUUAUUUGGAUGGGAUCUAAUCUGACAUGCGAGUGAAAAGAUCCCACCUCUAAGGGUCUUUCAGAUGCACAGUCCCUUCCGAAAUGCAAGUGUUUUAUGGUUGUGACAUAUUUUGGACACAUAUAUUGGAGAUAUAUAGUGGAUUUCUUCCCUUCUUUUUUUUUCUAUCCGUGAAGCAUUCUUUCCUUGUCUCCCCCUUUCCUUUUUUGCAAGCAAUAGCAAUAACUUCAGAAAUAUAUAUUUUAAAAAAUCA
Molecule: messenger RNA, 5134 nt
Organism: Podarcis muralis (Common wall lizard)
Lineage: Eukaryota; Metazoa; Chordata; Lepidosauria; Squamata; Lacertidae
Gene: ZFAT
Product: zinc finger and AT-hook domain containing
Biological process (GO): regulation of transcription by RNA polymerase II
Cellular component (GO): nucleus
Molecular function (GO): sequence-specific DNA binding; DNA-binding transcription factor activity, RNA polymerase II-specific
Source: RefSeq, a predicted model, not a curated record